AUGAUAGGGAUCUGUACGGGACUGUCUCUACAGGUCAUAAAAAACGAACUAGCUGAGAUCCAGCAGCUCAUUGCCAAACUUAACAGUACCACUCACAGCUACCAAUGCCUCAACACAUACACUGCUAAACAGGUAAGGAACCCCACUGAAGAGCAAAGGGUUUACUACUGGCAAUAAACAAUUAAAUGUGUAUUUCUUUUUUAUCUUAUUUUCUGCAGUCAUGGUCACAAACUAUAGUAAAACAUACUAACCUUAACAAUGAGCAGCCACAGUACCUUAAAUAUGAACAUGUAUGACUACCAUAUAUGAGUUUUAAAGGUGUUGUAGAGAAGCAAUCAUCAGUUUGACUAUAUGUAUUGAGGAAUGAUCAGGCACUUUUCUUACCAGCUGCAGGAGCUCAAAGAGGAGAUGGGUGAGCUGGAUAAGUUUUACAACAUGCAGGUGGUCAGGGGACAGGAGGCCAACAAACGUCUGAGGAGGGACCUGGCCCAGUGCCAGAAAGGCCACCAUCCUACUGCCCCGCCCCCUGAACCUGUACAUCUCCCCAUGCGUUCUUCCACAGCACUUGUAUUGACAACUAUAACUUUUUCUUUCUUAUCUGCAUUUAAAAAGUUGUUUGCUGCUGUGAUUUCACUGUCCUCUUGUUCAUUAUGUGUCUCAUGUGGGAAACUGUCCCCUAGGACAGUUUCCUACAUGAGUGUGACUGGUCCCAACACAUAUUCACCUACUAUAUACUAUAUUCAGCUAUGGCUCUUGGGGUCACGACCCCAAACCUGGUUUUGGAUGGUGCCUCAAACUGCAAGCAACGUGUUCUCCAACCUUGUGAGACUGUAUAGCAGCCAGAGCUCUCUGGUUGUGGGGGUCAGUAUUCCAGGCAGUGUGGUGAUUCACUCCUCCAACACCGUACAGGGGCCUAACGUCGUCAUGUAAGGGGACGCCCUCUACUACAACUGCUACAACAAAGACGCUGUCUGCCGCUUCAACAUCACCGCCAAAACAGUCACCCCCAUGGCCCUGCCCAAAGGUGAUGGGUUCAACAGCAAGUUCAACUUCUGCCAUCUGGAUGCUUUCUACGGUUACACUGACAUGGACCUAGCUACUGAUGAGUGGUGUCUGGGUAAUCUACACCACCUCUGA
This is a messenger RNA of Coregonus sp. 'balchen', 1137 nucleotides long. The record is from the annotation of a GenBank genome assembly. NCBI's taxonomy places the organism in Eukaryota, Metazoa, Chordata, Actinopteri, Salmoniformes, Salmonidae.